CAAUAUAACCACCUCUAGAAGCAGGCAUUAAGACAACGUUAAUCGUUAAACUGCAGUUAAAAACUGAACUGAAUUGAUUCAAUAACUCGCCAAUAAGCCAACGGUUACAUUUGGCUAAUACUCUCGUUAGCUAACGCAAUUUAAAUUUAACUUAAAUGUUGCUAAUCUAACGUUAAACUAUACUACCUAGGUAGUGUAAGGCUAAUAGCGAAAUGCUAAUCAGUUAGCUAGCUAACGUCGCGGCGUUCUGGACUUGAAGAAACAAAUCAUAAUAUUUGGAAAAUAAAAUAAAGAGAAGUGUGGCGUUAACUAUGAGUAGUUAACAGGUGCCUUCCAUGCUGGCGGGAUGAAUAGCCAUUUGACAGAGCUGAACACAACACAAAGCAAACAGGAAUAUAUUGACGCUGAUGACAGUUCUUCAAAAGAUUGUGGCUCUGAGAAGGACAAUAUUGUCCACCAAGGCCCUGCAGGGACUCCUGUAUGGACAGGGCCCCCUUCAGAUGUCAGUCUGCCUGGAGUAGUUCCCCAUCCUCACCAGCAUAUGAUCCAGCCAGGAAUGGUGGAUCCUCUCAGCUUAAGGUUCCACUGUCCAUGUCAGUCCACUCAGUGUCAGCUGACUUAUCCAGACUACCUCCUGGAGCCCCAGUCGAGUCAGUAUCACCUCCUCACUGAUCUUUGUUUCCUCAGCCCUGUGCCUGGUCCACCAGACAGCAGCCAUCACAGCUCAGUUUCUGCUGGUUGGUUUACUAAUGAACCCAUUCUCUGCAGCAUGAUGCCGAGGGACUUACGUGCCCCUGUCCCCAGUAUCUGUGUACCACAGGCUGUGGACCAUCAGCAGUUUCAGGAGGGACUGACUGAAUUUACAUCCCACAUCACACAGCCUAUGGUGUGUAAUGUAAGGGGAGGUGGACAGGUUGUGUUGGUUAACCCCUGUGAGCCAGGACCGGUGUUCCUUACCCUGAAAUCUGCACCAACACACAGAGAUGACGGCCCAACUCAGGGGAAAGAUGUGAGUGUGUUGGGGACUCCCAGCCAGCCUCCCCAGUACCACCAGACAGCUUGUCCCCUGUAUGAGUCCAGGGAUCAGACAGCCAACAUGCAGCCUCAAGCCCCUUCAGCACGAACUGUUGGACCUUUGUGUGACUCCAAGUCCAGGAAACCCUGCCACUGCACCAGAUCCCAGUGCCUCAAACUCUACUGUGAGUGUUUUGCCAAUGGAGUGAUGUGCAGUAACUGUGACUGCUCUAACUGCCACAAUAAUGCAGAGCAUGAAAUGAAGCGUCACAAGGCAAUUAAGUCAUGUUUAGGUCGUAACCCAGAUGCCUUCAGGUCUAAGAUUGCUGGUGGGAAGUCAGGAGAGGUCAAAGGUUGGCACAACAAAGGCUGCAACUGUAAACGCUCUGGCUGCCUUAAGAACUACUGCGAGUGCUAUGAGGCCAACAUCAUGUGUACCUCCUGCUGUAAAUGUGUUGGCUGUAGAAACUAUGAUGACGGCUCAGAAAUAGGCCUCAAAGAGAAGACUGUCAAUGUCAAGGACAAAUGUAUGCCUGUGUCAGUGAUAACCCCUGCGGUGGUGGAGGCUGUGUGCGGCUGUCUGCUGGCCCAGGCUAAGGAGGCUGAGAGGGAGGCCCGGAGCCCCGCCCAGGCUGAGCACAUGGUCCUGGAUGAGUUCGGACACUGUCUCACACAGAUUGUCAAAGCCAUGUUCAAGUAUCAUACAUACUGACACUUCGGAAUUACACUGUGGAGACAUCUCAGGGUCAUACUUCAAAACCUCACCUGGUUAGAAUCCAAGAAAAACUGCUGUGUUUUCGGCUGUUUUAUCUGUGCAGUUUGAAGCAAUAUACAAAACAACGACCAAAGCUCACACAAAAUUGCUUUGAUUUUACAACUACAUGUGUAUCAGUUUAUUUACAGGGUUUAAAAGUUCUAUUUUAAGUUAAGUUAAAAUUUUAAAAUGUUCAACUUUCUAAGUACAGAAUAUAGAUUCUGUUCUUAGAAAGCUUUACUGGUUAAUGUCAAACUUAUGUUCAUAUUGUUGUGUUUCUGAGUGGAGUGAAUUUCCGAUAUUAUUGUUUUAUUGUUAAUACCGGACAAACAAAUAUAAAAAGUUGAGUUCAGUGGUGUAUUAUUUUUAAUAUAGUAUUAUUUGUGCUGUUUGGUGUCUGUAUGAUUUCUUCAGAGCAAUGUUGCUGUUCUGGUUCUGAUUUAGAUUUAUUUUCAGAGGCAGUAUGGAUGGACAGUUACAGUGUUUAUACUAUAAAUAUUGCAAAACAUUGUGGUAAGUUGCUGCCUUUUGUAGCACAUUUCUGUUUUAGAGAUAACAAAAAAUGAGUUGACCAAUCGACAUAUAAAUUAAUAUAAGAAAUGUUAAAACUUAUUUAAUCUUCUGUAUUCAGUUUUGUUGUUAGAAUUUUUAUGUGUUGUCCCAUUUUGGAUUUUUAAAGUAUAUUUAUUUAUUUGCUUUUAGAUUUAUUUGCCUUGAGAAUAAUUUAAUUUAUAGGCUGAACAGGUUCCAAAAUAAAAGUAAUAUUUAUGACA
Molecule: messenger RNA, 2541 nt
Organism: Siniperca chuatsi (mandarin fish)
Lineage: Eukaryota; Metazoa; Chordata; Actinopteri; Centrarchiformes; Sinipercidae
Gene: tesmin
Product: testis expressed metallothionein like protein
Exons: 13
Coding region: 347-1726 (459 amino acids)
Biological process (GO): regulation of DNA-templated transcription
Cellular component (GO): nucleus
Source: RefSeq, a predicted model, not a curated record